UUGGAAGAUGCUAUUAGUAAUAAUUUGUUUAAAUGCCUUGAGAAUAUAGAUGCUAUCAAAGAUAUUCCAAAAUAUGACUUGGCAAAAUUAAUUUACGAAUGCCAAGAGAAGAGCGAACAAGAAAUCAUGGAUACAUACAUAGAACUUAUUCCAUACUACGCCACUCGUACUGCCAUUGUUGUUCUCUCACUCUUCCAUGAAAUUUUCGAUUUGGUUGACUACUCAAGAUCUCAUGACCAAUUAGAGUUUAAGGUCGAUUUAUACAUGGAGAAAAAUUCUGUGUUAAACGGCAACGGAGCUCUCCUAUUCAAAGAACUCGGUUCUGAAAGGAACAUAUAUCUUGAAAAUCCAAAGGAACAUCCGUAUGAUUCCUGGCUUUACAUUAACGAUCUGACCAAACAGUUCGAUGAUAUUUCGAAAGUCAAACCUGAUUUCAAAUAUUCAAUUCAAGAUCUUCAGAAUUUUAAUCAGAUCUGCCUUGCAGAGAUUACAUCUAUCACAGCUAGUACACCCAUCUCUCCACUUUCACGACAGUUGGAUUUAUAUAAGAUUACUGGUCAACUACGUGAAGCUUUUGAAGAUAUAUAUAAUGGAGAAGAUAAGGCGAAUAUUCCGCAAGGAAAAGAACUCGAAUAUCUAAUAGAAAAAGAAAAUAAUCCAUUAUUAAUGAUAAGUAUCGAAUCUAUCUCUAAAAUCCCAAAUAAAAAAGUGAGAGAUGAAUACUUCCAAAAGGUUUAUGACUCUUUAUAG
Molecule: messenger RNA, 750 nt
Organism: Trichomonas vaginalis G3
Lineage: Eukaryota; Parabasalia; Trichomonadida; Trichomonadidae
Exons: 1
Source: RefSeq, a predicted model, not a curated record